GUAGAAUUUCAAUAACCAAUUUAAAAAUGAAUGAGCAAAGUCAAAACAAAUGUGGAAAAAAAGGCAAGAGGAAGGUAGAACACUGUGAUUUGGAAGGUUAUGAUGAAGUUAUAUGUGAUUAUGAAAGAAUGGUUCUUCUAUUAUAUCUGAGAGUAACAGUACCAGAAAUUAAUUGUCAUUUAAAUUUAGCAGGAAAAGCUCUAUCACAAAAAGAAACAACAUCAUUUAAAAAGGCACCUGGAAGACUAAUUGAAUAUUUUAAAUUAUCUGAGACAGCUGUAAUGUGUUAUCAUUGUUUAUUGGAGACUGAUCGUGAUUCAGAAUAUUUAGGUUCUUCAAAUUAUUUAUUACCAAUUAAAGGAACUUUGAAAGAAAAUAUACGAAAAUUUCAAGAUAGAGUUUAUGUAUUACACAAUGAUGUUAUUUACUCAGAAAAAGAAUUUCAAGAACUGGAGACUGCAUAUCAUGAGGUGUGUGCAGAACUUGACAAAGUAAAAUUAGAAAUGACUCCUCUUA
Molecule: messenger RNA, 516 nt
Organism: Entrophospora candida
Lineage: Eukaryota; Fungi; Glomeromycota; Glomeromycetes; Entrophosporales; Entrophosporaceae
Source: the annotation of a GenBank genome assembly